Messenger RNA from Hippopotamus amphibius kiboko, 3855 nucleotides. RefSeq names its product thrombomodulin (gene THBD). Gene Ontology annotation, cellular component: membrane. NCBI's taxonomy places the organism in Eukaryota, Metazoa, Chordata, Mammalia, Artiodactyla, Hippopotamidae. The record is from RefSeq and is a predicted model, not a curated record. Gene Ontology annotation, molecular function: transmembrane signaling receptor activity; calcium ion binding. The coding region runs from base 294 to 2033 and encodes 579 amino acids. The transcript has a single exon.
GGUGAUCCCGGGCGCGAGGGCGGGCGCAGGGCGUCCAGAGAACCCAGUAAUCCGAGAAUGCAGCAUCAGCCCUUCCCACCAGGCACUUCCUUCCUUUUCCCGAACGUCCAGGGAGGGGGGCCGCGCUCUUAUAAACUCGGGCCCGGGCCCGCCGGCCUGUCAGAGGCUGCCUCGCCGGGGCUGCGCGCCGCGGCCGGACGCACCUAGUCCGGGACCUACGCGAGCGGCUGUAGCCGGCGGCGCCCUGCGCCUCUCAGCCCCGGCCGAGCCCCUGUGCGCGGCGUGCGGACACUAUGCUCCGCGUUCUGCUCCUCGGCGUGCUGGCCCCCGCCGGCCUGGGGCUCCCGGCGCCCCUCGAGCCUCAGCCCCUCGGCAGCCAGUGCGUCGAGCAGGACUGCUUUGAGCUCUUCCGAGGCCCUGCGACUUUUGACGCCGCCAGCCAGGUCUGCGAGCGCCUGCAGGGUCACCUGAUGACCGUGCGCUCCUCAGUGGCGGCGGAUGUCAUCUCCCUGCUCCUGAGUGGCGAGGGCGGCGAUGGCCUGCGGCUCUGGAUCGGCCUGCAGCUCCCGCCCGACUGCGGCGACCCGGGACACCGCGGGUCCUUGCGUGGGUUCCAGUGGGUUACGGGCGACAACCACACCAGCUACAGCAGGUGGGCGCGGCCUCACGACAACAGGGCGCCCCUCUGCGGUGCGCUGUGCGUCGCCGUCUCGGCACCCGGAGAUCUGGCCUGGGAGGAAGAGUUGUGCGCCAAGGAGGCCGACGGCUUCCUCUGCGAGUUCAACUUCGCCGCCUCCUGCCGGCCGCUGACUGUGAAGCCUGGCGCUGCGGCGGCGGCCGGCGUCUCCAUCACCUACAGCACCCCGUUCGGAGCCCGUGGCGCGGACUUCCAAGCGCUGCCGCUGGGCAGCUUGGCCGUCGUGGCGCCCCUCGGGGUGGAGCUGGAGUGCACGGUGCAGCCCGGGGAGGCCGAGGCGCGCUGGGGUCGGGAGGAACCGGGCGCCUGGGCCUGCAGCGUGGAGGGCGGCGGCUGCAAGCACGCGUGCAACGCGAGCGCCGGGGCGUGGAGCUGUCUCUGCCCAGACGACGCCGCUCUGCAGACGGACGGGCGCUCGUGCGCGACGCCGGCCGAGCACCCGUGCCACGAGCUCUGUGAGCACUUCUGCGUCCCCGGCUUCCCUGACGCGCCCACCAACUACACGUGCAUGUGCGAGACCGGCUACCGGCUGGCUGCGGACCAGCACCGGUGUGAGGACGUGGACGACUGCAUGCAGGUGCCCAGUCCAUGCCCGCAGACCUGUGUCAACACGAAGGGCGGCUUCCAGUGCCACUGCUUCCCUGGCUUCGAAAUGGUGGACGGCGAGUGCGUGGAGCCUGUGGACCCAUGCUUCGGCAGCGACUGCGAGUACCAGUGCCAACCCUUGGGCCAAUCCAACUACCUCUGCAUCUGCGCUGAGGGUUUUGCUCCCAUCCCCGGCGCCCCGCACAGGUGCCAGAUGUUCUGCAAUCAGACUUCGUGCCCGGCCGACUGCGACCCCCACAACCCGGCGAUCUGCCGGUGCCCUGAAGGCUACAUCUUGGACGAGGGCUCCAUCUGCAUGGACAUCAACGAAUGCGACAACAGCUACUGCCCUGGCCAGUGCCACAACCUCCCCGGUACGUACAAGUGCAUCUGCGGGCCUGACUCGGCCCUCUUCGGCCCGACUGGCACCGACUGCUACCCCACCAAGGUGAGCGGCGGCGACCUGGAGGGCGGAGAGGAGGAAGGCGGCUCUGGGGCGCUCCCUGACAGCCCGACUCCCAGCGCCACCCCUCGCCCCUCGCCCACGCCCCAGCGGCCCCUGCAUUCCGGUGUGCUCGUGGGAAUCUCCAUCGCGAGCCUGUCUCUGGUCCUGGCCCUUUUGGCGCUCCUCUGCCACCUGCGCAAGAAGCAAGGUGCCUCGCGGGCGGAGCUGGAGUACAAGUGCGGCGUCCCAGCCAAAGAGGUGGUGCUGCAGCACGUGGAGACAGAGCGGACGCUUCAGAAACUCUGAGCGGCCUCCCUCCCUGGCCCAGGCGUUGGGUGGCCUUUUCCUCCCUGCUGGGCCUCCUCUCUCCUCCCCUCCCCAGCCUUUCUCUCCCACUACUCGGAAGCACCUUAACUGGCGUCAGAACUGGAGGAGACCUUAGCCCCUCUUCUUUCGCUGCAUCUACACUUGGCUGUGGAGGGGGUGGGGAGCGUUGGAAGGAGUAUGGCCCCAGCCACUUCCAUGAGGUCAUCGGACAAGUGGGCAGAGAUGGCAGUUUUAUAAGUCACAGAUUGCAAAGUGUCCCAUGCCCUCACCAAGGGGCACAGGAGGGACACGUGUUCUUGGUUGGCAGUCUUGGGGCGGACUUCAUCCCAGUGGACUCGUGAAGUGUAAUUGAGUCAUGAAUAAUGACCAAGAUAUUUAUUUUUUAGGUAUUUUUUGUUUUGUUUUGUUCUGCUUUUUUCCCUACCCAUGUGUUUCCAACACCCACUUUGUAUCCCUCCCUCCUCCUCCCUUCCCCUGUCUCCUUCCCUGUCUACAUAUUUAUGUGGUCCCACUUGUCAUGGGGCCCUUGCACUAUCUCAGUGAAGUUUUUCCAGCCCUCUCGCAUUUAUGAAGCCAAGCCACAUUUCAUCCCUUUCAUUUCUCCCAACUUUCUGCUCCCAGGACCUCGGCCAAGUCACCUGAGCCACCUGCCUGUAUUGGACCUUACUUCUGCUCUUAGCUGUCUGCCGCAGCAGAACUGCGAGUCAUCAACAAAAACACUAGAAAUAAGAAUGGUUGGGAGUUUGUUCCUUCACCGGAUUUGCUAAUUUAUCCUGAAAUUUCAGGGUGCUGGAGCAAUAUCAUUUUAACAGAGGUUAAGAUGUGAAGAGCAUUUGUCAGGCUGAUGUUUCUGGACUGUCAUAGGAAUUCAACCCAAGGAGAUUUUCAUUUUUAUUUUUAAACAAUGAACCUGGGUUUUAUUGUUGCUGUUGUUUUGAUUUGGACUAAAAAAUAGUCCUUGUUGUUAAGCUUCUUAUGCAAUGUUUUUGCUAUUAUUCUUCUUCUUCCUAUUGUUAUUAUUAUUAGUUAUUUUUGAUAGUGUUGAAAAUGUUUGUUGACAUGGUUGCUCUAAAUUGAGAGAAGAUGGAAGCACCUCCUGGGAGACAGUGUAAGAAAGUUCUGAGCUGCAGGAUUCAUGCCAAGGACCAUUUGGACUCUCACUGUUCUUGUCAUGUGUAGGCCCGAAUAAAACCAGCUCUACUGGUUUUUUUGAAUCUGGGAGCCUGGAGCAUGGCCAGUCAGGGCCUCACCUUGAUCAGGCCCUCAAGAAUUUCUCCCACUUCUAAGCCCAGCCAUUUGGAACGUGGUCCCCAGACAAGAGGCGGGAGCUGCCCCUGCCAGCUGGUGAGAGAUGCAGCUCUCAGCUCCAUCCCACCUACUGCACGAGAGAAUCUGCAUUUUAACAAGAUCAGCAGGGGGUUGUCUGCUUCAUAUAUUUGAGGAGAGCUGUUCCAGACAGCUUCCAACGUUCUGGAAUAGAUUAAAUAUGGAUGAGUAAUAAGUAGCAGGGCAAGUUAGGCCCUAUAUUCUCAAGAAACUGAGGAAUUUUCCUUUUAUAGCUUUGCUUUCUGGUAGAAAAGCCUAGGUACACACCUUUAGACAUUGCCACACAGGGUCUUUGGUUCAAGUAAGCUAGUACGGAAAAAAGUGUAUCAUGUAAGUGUACCUUUUGUAAUGCAAAGGUUUUCCCCUACUGUUUUGUAAACUCAGCACAUUUGUACAUAGUUAUUUAUUUAUUGGAGAUCAACUAGAACACAGGCAAAACUCCUGCUUAUGACAUCACAUGUGGAAAAUAAACAAA